AGGCAUGGGGCCACAUGGAGGGUAACGCUGGAGAGGAGGAAGAGGAGUGUCCCGUGAGAGACACCAGUGCCCAGACCAGCUUUAACAUACAAACACACACCCAGCUGGCAUACACACACCCACACACACACAAAGAUCCAGUGCCUGUACAGGCAUACUUACAACACACACAUCCAGGUGUGGCUCCCAACCACACACACUCCUACACACGCAUGGCGCUGGCAGGGGGCUGUAAGGGCUGUAGUCCAGAGGAAACGGCUCGUCAGGUGAUGACUGUUCAGUACCUCCUUGGAGAGUUGAAGGCUCUGCUCGCUGGCCAAGACGGUGUAGCAGAGCGUCUGGUGGGUGAGCUGGAGCAGACAGUGUCUCUACUUCCUGUCAUGGUGGGCAGCUCUAACAUCCAGGCUGAGAUUGCUCUGGUCCUGCAACCUCUACGCAGUGAGAACGCACUGCUACGCAGGCGUCUGAGGAUAGUGAACCAACAGUUGCAGGAGAGAGAGAGAGCAGAGAAGGAGGCCAGAUAUGUCCACUGUGACAAUGACGUGUCGGCUCUGCAGUCGGAGCUCAAUGACGCUCACACAAGUCUGCAAGAGCUGCAGCGCGACAACACUGAGCUACGGCAAGCCCUGGUGGACACACACAGCCAGCUGCAGCAGAGUGAAGCGGAGUGCAGUCGCAUCAGGAAAGAUGUGCAGUCUGCUCUGGCUGAUGUGCAGGGCUGUAACAGCAGGCUGGAGGAGUGUCAGAAGGAGAACACUGCACUGGCCCUCAACAUCCAGAAGAGGGAGCAAGAGAUCCACACACUACAGGAGCACCUCAGAGCUCUACAGGUCCCUGUCGCUGAGUCUCCCACUGUGACUGACAUCCCUACGUCCCGCCUCCCUCUCACUAAACGAGCUCUGGACCAAUACCAGGACCAGCAGGGUCCGUCAGACCACCCAGUCAGCCAAUACCUGUGGUCGCUGGAGCAGAAGGGGUGUGGUUCUGUCUCCCUGCCCUGUAAAGGCCCUGAAUGCAACUAUACACACCAGCAGGACUUCAGUGUGUUUGCGCCAGGUGGUCCGAGUGUGUGUGCGUCUGCAAAUCAGGACAUGAGUGUGUGUGUGGCUCUGGAAAGAAAAGCCACCCCGCCUUUGGCCUUCGCCCCCCUGAGAGAGAAUGAGAGGUCACCACUUCCUGUUGAGGGGUCACCGCUUCCUGUGAGGAUGUCACAGAGAGGGGGGUCACCGCUUACUGUGGUGUCACAGAGAGGAGGAGGAGCUUAUGCUCAGGGUCAGAGGUCACCGCAGGGUCUUCAGAGCCUCAGUGUUGCCCUCGAGAGUUUCCCUCAAUUAAAAAGCCUAUUUUCUAAUCUCCACCAAUCGAACGGACUCUGCUCUAAUGGCGCAGGACCCUCUGACCUGUCCCAGAGUCACCGGCGCCGUCUGGACAUGGAUAUGGCAUCACCGGGUAAGGGGCAGAACUCUUCACUUGACUCCACCGGCCUCUCCUUAUGUGAGGUCAGAUCCUUGGCUUCUGAUUGGAGCGCAGGGUCAAGCUCGACCUUUGACACGCGUGACGAGCAGGAGUUCCGGAAUGGGCUGGCCGCUCUGGACGCCAGCAUUGCCAGCUUGCAGAAAACUAUAAAGCAGGACCUCAAGAGAUGAGACAGACAGAGACACAUGCAAUCACACACACAGCGAGGUAGUCUGAAUCUACUCCAAUGUAAUAAAAUAACCAAUGUAUUUUUCUAGGUUAGUGUUUUUUUUUUUUUUUUUACUUUAUUUGAAUAAAAUGGCAAAUAAAAUAUGUAUUCUUUAUUCGUUAAUAUUUAUUAUUUACUUUAUAGACUGGUUAGCUGAGAACUUCACGAAAACGAAGCACAAGCUUCAAUGGGGGAGAAGGCCAUGUGUUGGUCCUCUGUAGCUCAAUUGGUAGAGCAUGGCGAUUGUAACGCCAGGGUAGUGGGUUUGAUC
Molecule: messenger RNA, 1955 nt
Organism: Coregonus clupeaformis (lake whitefish)
Lineage: Eukaryota; Metazoa; Chordata; Actinopteri; Salmoniformes; Salmonidae
Product: coiled-coil domain-containing protein 14-like
Exons: 6
Coding region: 15-1646 (543 amino acids)
Biological process (GO): protein localization to centrosome
Cellular component (GO): centriolar satellite
Source: RefSeq, a predicted model, not a curated record